CUUACAACUAACCUACAUCCUGCAAUAUACCCACAACCGAACCACCGCUUCAAUUACCACCACCUGCAACGCACUACCUGGUCACCGCAAAGAUAUUCAAACGCCCGCUGUGAUAACUUCCAAUUGCACCCACCACGUCCCCAAUCCUCCUCCCCCAAUGGCAUCAACAACACCAGCCGACCCUCCACCCUCCUACGAGGACGCCCAGCGCCCUCCCCCAACCCCAACAACAUCCUCAUCAACCGCACCCCGACCCCGCGGGCCCCCCCAACCACGCCUCCCCCUCCCCCUCAACCUCCCCGCCCUCGCCGCCCUGAAAGGCAAACGCAUAAUCCUCGCCUCGCAGUCCCCACGCCGCCGCCAACUCCUCGCGCAACUCGGCCUCGUAAACCUCGACGUCGUCCCCUCCAACUUCGCCGAGGACCUCCCCAAGUCGCUAUCCCCACUCGAAUACGUCCUCCAGACCGCGUCCGCGAAAGCACAAGACGUCUACAAGCGGGAGAUCGACAACGCGGCGAAGGGGGAGCCCGCACUCAUCAUCGCGGCGGACACCAUCAUCGUGAGCCACGGGGGCAUGAUCCUCGAGAAGCCGCGGAGUGAGGUUGACCACGUGAAUAUGCUGCAGAUGCUCAGGGACGAGGGCACGCACAAGGUUACGACUGCCGUGGCGGUCAUGGCGCCGUUGGAGAGUGCGUUGGAGCCGGGUUACAGGAUGGAGACGCAUGUCGAGGAGACGGAGGUCAAGUUUGAUUCUACUGUCACCGACGACCUCAUCCUCGCGUACGUCCGCACCCGCGACGGCGCGGACAAGGCGGGCGGGUAUGGCAUCCAGACCGCGGGCAGUAUACUGAUCGAGAGGAUCAACGGCUCCUACGACAACGUGGUCGGGCUGCCGCUGCGGAACACGCUGAAGCUCAUCGAGAAGGUGAUGGUGCCCGAGGACGAGGAGGACGGCUUCGACGACGACGAUGAGGAUUUGAUCUGAGGAGGUUGAAUCGAAUGCCUACGCCUGAAAACGUACUGUAGAACGAAAGAAGAUUCGCGGGGAUUGACGACCCAAGGGAACGGGGAUCGUGCCUAGAAUAGCACAGUGUGGCAUCGAUGGGAUGGGGCGAACAUGGUAUGGCGACGUGAUAUGCUUGAUAAGCUGUUGUUGUCGUGUGGUUGUCAUAUCGCGACGCCGUACAGACAACGUUCCAUUGCCGUUUACUAGGGGUAGGUCAAUGUCACUCAGCGAGCGCUCUCAUCGGAGCCAGGGAAGGAUGGAUGAACCUAACGAUUGAUGCACACGAACUCACUAGGGCGGCUACGUCUUCAACGUCACUGCUGCUUGCAAGAUAUGUACUUUUCCAAAAGAGUUGGAGUUACGAAUAGGCAAAGUCCCCAGUAAAAUAUUAGAUUCAUGUAGAAGCAGUCUCGAUGUAGAGCACUGCUCGCUCGCUUCGAAUACUACAAAAAUGAUGCUCAUAAGAAGGC
This is a messenger RNA of Aaosphaeria arxii CBS 175.79, 1476 nucleotides long. Its product is annotated as Maf-domain-containing protein. Lineage: Eukaryota; Fungi; Ascomycota; Dothideomycetes; Pleosporales. The coding region runs from base 158 to 985 and encodes 275 amino acids. The record is from RefSeq and is a predicted model, not a curated record. The transcript is spliced from 2 exons. Gene Ontology annotation, molecular function: nucleoside triphosphate diphosphatase activity.